This is a messenger RNA of Echinococcus granulosus, 1869 nucleotides long. Its product is annotated as Homeobox protein ceh-10. Gene Ontology annotation, biological process: regulation of transcription by RNA polymerase II. The record is from RefSeq and is a predicted model, not a curated record. Lineage: Eukaryota; Metazoa; Platyhelminthes; Cestoda; Cyclophyllidea; Taeniidae. The transcript has 4 exons. The coding region runs from base 1 to 1869 and encodes 622 amino acids. Gene Ontology annotation, molecular function: DNA-binding transcription factor activity, RNA polymerase II-specific; RNA polymerase II transcription regulatory region sequence-specific DNA binding.
AUGGAGAAGACUAGGCGGGACCUUGGACACACCGCUGCACGUACCCUUGAACUAGAAACUCCCAUUGAGGAGGUACCGGAGGGAACUGGUGAGGAAAAAGUUCCCCUCAUCCCGAUUAUUCGGCAAACCUCACCGGCUGACAAGACCACUACACCGGUGAGCCUUCGGCAGGCACAAAAGACGUCAACCUCUUCCGCAUCCAUUGGUAAAAUUUCCACUGCUCCAGUCAAUUUUGCCGCACCCACCAUAGCCGCAACUGCAACAGUUGCCUCACCCGGAAUCAAGUCCACCAGCGCCGCCAACGCCGCAACUUCCUCUUUGGUGUUCUCCUCGGGCAGUCUCCCAACCCCCACGCGAUCGGAGAGUUGUCUCAACCCCUCCCAGUCAGGAGGCUCCAACUCCUCAACCUCCAUCACUUCGCCUACAGUGCCGACAAAAUCUACUCUAGUCGAUACUCACCAGACACCAACUCCACCUCAGCCUUCACCGCCACCAACACAAACCACGACUACGAUGCAGCAAUUCCCACAAACCUCCAGUGCUGCUGCAGCCACGUCGAUCAUCUGUUCCACCCCAACACGUAGGAGGCAUAGGACAACAUUUAGCCAGGAACAACUGGAUGAAUUGGAAUCGGCCUUUCGUAGAUCGCACUACCCGGAUAUUUACUGUCGUGAAGAUCUUGCAAAAACAACGAAACUCCAAGAGGCUCGAAUUCAGGUGUGGUUCCAGAACCGUCGCGCAAAGCAUCGCAAACAGGAGAAGCAGCAACGCGCUCAGCAACAGCAGCAACAACAGGCCAAUGCCCUGGCAAUCCAGCAGCAGCAACAUCACAACCACCAACAUCACCACCAGCAACAGCAACAGGCCAUUCAGCACUCGUUUUCUACGCCCAGCUACCACCAACUCGGAGCAGUGUUGGAGACACAGGUGGGCAUGUACCGCUCCACCGCGACGACAUACACCACACCAACCCCCUCAGCCAUCUAUCCUUUUACGUAUACUCAGACUGCAGGCUUCGUUGAGUCUCUUCCCGCUGCCUCACUUUUUGGCAAUCUUAAUAGAAAGUUAGAGAGCGUCGAGGAGGGCAAUGGGAAACGCGAACCACCCUCGGCGGCACCUGGAGAGCAACAGACGUCCUCGCCGAAAGAAGAAAUGGUCAUCAAGAAGGAAAGCAUUCUUCUGGAAAGCGGCCCUGUUAGUCAGCUGGACGCUGAGGAGGAGGAAGAUGGUGAUGCAAGGGGUGGGAGUGAGGAAGAGGAGGAGGAGGAGGAAGAUGAGGACGAGGAGGAUAAUGAAGAGGGUGAGCCUACCUCGCCGAAGGUGGUCAGGCUGGAGAGCUGGUCACCCAUAGACGAUAAGACAGACAGCGACAUGGGGGAGGUAAAACCCGUGACCACUCCUCUGCCUCCGCAAUCUGAGAUCCCCAAUUACAUGCCACCACCACAGUGUUUCCCGUCGAGUACCCUCACUGAGAUUCCCGCAGCUCAAAUGAUAUCCUACCAAAUUUACGGGCAAUUUCCUCCCCAUUACCAUUCACAUGUGGCACCGCCGCCACCGCCAUCCUCUCAUGGACCCGGCCACCACUCGAUCUACACUUCGCUGGCUACUGACACCAACGAGAUAGUUAACGAUGUCAGUAGUACCGCCGCCAUUCAAUUUCCACCUCCUCCCAGUAUUGAGAACCCAAUCAGUUCCGUAAAGGGCCAGACCAUUUCGGCUAUGGCAAGUCAAUGGCAAAAUGUGCAGACGACAGCCGAUCCGUCUGAGUGGUUUCUACAUGCCAACGGGACAGCGAUGCCUAUCCAGACAGCUGCAGCAGUGGCCUACGGUACGCCUAUGGGCAAUGCGUUUCUACAUCCUCACAUUUGA